AAACAUCAUUUGAGCAAAGCGCAUCUCCUGCAGGAUGGCAUGGACUUAAAUCAUUGAAUGGUGGGACUUAAACUUGAACUGCAAUUGCUGCUAAGCAUGGCUGUGAUCCCAGGAAUAUAUGUGAUGAGGCUCAGAAUAAACCUUUGAAAGAAAGGUUUACAUCUUCUAAAUAGAACAGAAUCAUGGAUAUCCUGGAAAAAGACCAGCGCUUUUCCCAUGUCGGUCGUGACCCCAAGUUCCGCUCCAUGCCAAAGAAGUACAAGAAAGUCAAGAUUGACAAACGUUUCUCCGCAAUGUUCAAGGAUAACCGUUUCAAGCUCAAAUACUCUGUGGACAAGAGGGGUCGGCCAGUCAACUUCUCAUCCUCUGAAGACCUUAAGAGGUACUAUGAUGCUGGUGAAGGCAGUGACGAAGAAGAAGAAGACGACGACAACGACCAGCCUGAGCCCGACACUGCAGGCGGGUCGUCUUCACAGCCAGAAGUCGAUGGCGAAGACAGCGAGGCCGACUUCGCUGAAGAGAGUGAAAAGCGCCCGGGUGUGCAAUUGUCAGGAGAUCUGGAGAAACCACAGCCGCCUUUGGACAAACUCCCAAAAAGCGCGCCAAAGAGGCUGAAAAAGAAAGCGUCGGAAUCUUCGACAGUCGCUCUGAAAACCAAAACCGCCCCAACCGAAGUGGACGUCAGUGAGAAGUCAACGAAGAAAAAGAAAAAGCAGAAGCAGAAGAAGAGGCGCGCAGCAGAGCCAGGAGCCUGCAUCUGAGGAGGAGGAGGAGGAGGAGCUGGCGGAGCCGGUGCGGGAGCGGUUGAUGGACCUGGCCGUGGACUACGCGCGCGGCGGCGGUCGGCUGCAGGAGGACAGCAGCAGCGACGACGAGUCCGAGCCUGAGCAGGUGGAGGUGGAGCACGACUGGGCCGAGCUGGACCGGGACGCGCCGCGGAUCGACGACAGCGAGACCACGGCUCGGCUGGCCGUGUGCAACAUGGACUGGGACCGGAUCAAGGCGCAGGACCUGAUGGUGCUGCUCAGCUCGUUCGCGCCCCCCAGCGGCGUCAUCCGGGAGGUGGCGAUAUACCCGUCCGAGUUUGGCAAGAAGCGGAUGGCUGAGGAGGAGGAGCGAGGUCCGUCGGAGCUGUUCGGGGACAGGGAGGAGGAGGAGGAGGAGGAUAAGGACGAGGACGACUCUUCGGACGAUGAGCGCAAGGCCGACCCGGAGACGGCCGAGCGGGACCGGAUGGAGUUCGUGCGCCGCUACCAGCUGAGCAGGCUGCGCUACUUCUACGCGGUGGUCAGCUGCGACAGCCGGCAGACGGCCGGCGCGCUGUACGACCAGUGCGAGGGCCUCGAGUUCGAGAGCUCGGCAAGUCGGGUCGACCUGCGCUUCAUUCCCGACGGCAUGGAGUUCGACGAGGAACCCCGGGAGCGCUGCUCGGCGGUACCAGAGGCGGGCCGGUACCGUCCCAGUACGUUCGUGACGACGGCGUUGCAACAGCGCCUGGUGCGCUUCACCUGGGACGAGACGGACGCCGACCGACAGGAGACCGUGCGUCGCGCCGCGCAGGCCGGCGACAUAGAGGACGCCGACAUCCGCGCCUACCUGGCCGACAGCAGCGAUGACGAGCAGCCUGACGAGGACGAGGAGGAGGAAGAGGAGAAGGUGGAGCUGGACCGGCCGGAGGACGAGAAGGCGCGCAUCGCCAAGUACCGCGCCCUGCUGGCCGACGCCGACGACCAGGACCGGAAGGAGGAAGGAGACGUGGAAAUGGAAAUCACCUGGGGUGUGGGCAUCAAGGAAAAGACGGAGGAGAUCGUCAAGAAGAAGGAGCAGCAGAAGGACCAGACGCCCUGGGAGAAAUACAUUGACAAGCAGAAAGCGAAAAAGAAGGCGAAGUCGGCGGCUCAGAAGGAGACAGCGACCGCCCCAUCGGACGACAGCGACAGCGACAGCGACAGCGACAUACCGUCCGACCUUGCCGAUGACCCCUUCUUCAAGGAGGAGCUGGAUGCCCGGCGGAAGGACGCGCCCAAACAGACCAAGAAGGUCGGGAAAGGCAAGCAGAGCGCCGCCAGCGAAGAGGACCAGGGCGACAAGGACCAGCUGGCUCUGCUCACAAUGGACGACGGUGAAGAUGACGGCCGGCGACACUUCAACUUCAAGCAGAUCGUCAAGGACGAAACCACCUCCGGCAAGAAGAAAAAGUGGAAGAAGAAGAGGAAGCCGGCGGAGGAGCAAAAGCCAGCGGACGACUUUGAGGUGGACGUGGCCGACCCGCGCUUCUCGCAACUGUACGAUUCGGCCGAGUUCAACGUGGACCCAUCCGAUGCGCGCUUCAAGCGCACAGCUGGCAUGGAGCGGCUGGUCGGCGAGAAACAGCGCCGCCUGGCGAGCGGCGAGACCCGCCAGCCCGUGUCGGACGGAUCAGCGCCCAAGAAGGCCCGCCUGCUGAGGCCGGCCGAGCCCGACACCGAGAGAGAGGCUCCGGACGAGCUCAGUGCUCUCGUCAACACCAUCAAGGCCAAGGCGAAACACGCCAAGAGAAACAAAGCCAAGUCGGGACGAUAAUAUUUUGCGCUGGCAACAUAUAGUGAAUACACGCAUACAUCGCAAGCGAAGA
Molecule: messenger RNA, 2614 nt
Organism: Pollicipes pollicipes
Lineage: Eukaryota; Metazoa; Arthropoda; Thecostraca; Pollicipedomorpha; Pollicipedidae
Product: ESF1 homolog
Exons: 13
Coding region: 808-2562 (584 amino acids)
Biological process (GO): rRNA processing
Cellular component (GO): nucleus
Molecular function (GO): RNA binding
Source: RefSeq, a predicted model, not a curated record